UGGCAAGUAUAAGCGACGCAAAAUGUUGAAGUACCUGCAGCCGUUGCUGAUUGGUGUUUUAAUUGUAAAGUUCAUCAUGCUGCCGCUCGUUCUGAAAACGUUAACCGCGCUCUCAACAUCGUCAUUUGUGAUGAGUAAAAUUGCAUUGGCAACUGCUGGACUAUUUGUGCUUAAAUGGCUAUUUUCCGGCUCCGAGGACGGCAGUGGCUACAAUGGCGGCGUCAAGGAGCGAACACAUUUCGAGAUUGUACAUUUACCAUUACCACUGACGAAAACAUAUCAAAGGGGAAAUGCAGGUGGUGACGUCGUUGGUGGUUGGAGUGAUUUAUCGCUAAGUGGCAGCCACAGCAUAUUGGCUGUAAAGCAUGCAAACAACAAGCCCAGCAAAUAUAUACCAGUAAAUAGCGCCAAGGAUAUGGCGCAUGUGGUGGCAGCAGCAGUGGCGACAGACAGCAUCGGCGGCAAUAGCUAUCGAAGCACGCGACCUUAUGCUCGUCCUUAUGACGCUGCUUUUUAUGGUAAACCUUUUUUGUAAAAGCGUAUAUUUUUGAUCAGGCGAUUUCCCAACGAUUACACUGGCAUUUACAUAAGCUCACCACAGUACACAAUUACCUUUUUUUAACAAUGUUUGCGCAAGUAUUUAAUUAAUCAUUAUAUUCGCUGAUUAAAGCAAUGGUAUUAACUUGUAUCAUCUAAAGCUGUAACACAUA
Messenger RNA from Rhagoletis pomonella (apple maggot), 710 nucleotides. RefSeq lists its product as uncharacterized. Lineage: Eukaryota; Metazoa; Arthropoda; Insecta; Diptera; Tephritidae. The transcript has a single exon. The record is from RefSeq and is a predicted model, not a curated record. The coding region runs from base 23 to 535 and encodes 170 amino acids.